Messenger RNA from Lachancea fermentati, 2229 nucleotides. NCBI's taxonomy places the organism in Eukaryota, Fungi, Ascomycota, Saccharomycetes, Saccharomycetales, Saccharomycetaceae. The record is from the annotation of a GenBank genome assembly.
AUGUCUUUCAAAAGAUGGCUUAGUCGAGGUGACAAAUCAAGCAAAAAGAAAUCUGCUCUGGAAGAGGGCAAGGCUUCGAAUGCGAACAAUGAGGGCCGGGAAGCAGAUGUCAAGAAUGGGUUUACGUCUGAGGUGCCAUCAGGCAGCGAAUCACAAAUAGAGAGCUUUGUUGUGGCGACAGAUACGCCUGUCGUAAAUUCGAACCAUGGCAACCCUGAAAACUCUUCUGUGAGUGAGGCCUCCGAUAAUCAUCUGCAUAUCAACCACUACCAUAUGCAUUCAGACAGUGGGUACAAUAGUAAUGCUAGUGCGCAUACAUUCGACUCGAGUUUCAAACACAUGGAUCAUUCAGACGAGAGUGAUCUGGACUCCCUUUUCCAUCAGUUUCCGACCAUAAAACCAGUAUCCACUGUUUUAUAUCCAUUCGGAGACGGAUCAAAUAAAGUCUUCGGAUAUGAGAACUUUGGCAAUACUUGCUAUUGUAAUUCAGUUUUGCAAUGCCUUUAUAGCCUACCGGAGCUCCGCGUUAAUAUGCUGAAGCAUCCUGAGAGGCCGUCGAACAUUCCACGGAAGCGAAAGACGCAGAUGAUCGGUCUGAAACCAAGAGUUUUUGAUGAAACUAGCUUUGGGCCAGUAAAUAAUGCAACCACCGCUAACAGCGGCUCAACGACAUUACCUAACGGUAGCUCCAAAAACCCCAGCACAUCGAGCGGAAGCACUGCCUCUUUGCAGAAAGAAAAUUCUAAAAAGAACUCUUUAACAUUUUUCAAGGAAAAGGAGCUGCCCAAGUUACCUUCAACCUCAAGUAAUUCCGCUGUGGUACAUAGCAGCAUGCCUCCCAUUGCUACUCCAGUACAUGUUAACGUAAUGGCGUCGGAUGCAAUCACUGAGAAGUUACACGAAGGCUACACGCGCAUAGUGGUAGGCCGUGUUCCAGGAUCUCCAUUGCAGGUAAAUGGCAGCUCGCAUCAUACCCACAAUUCAUCUACUUCACCGGGUUCAUCUCCUUCACCAUCUCCGACCGAUAAUUCACACUCCGAUCUGUCCGCGAAACACGAAGAACCUUCAAGCGAACAGAGAAAAAAGGCUGCAUUACUCAAGGGUCCCGUCUUGAAUGUUGACCAUUCAUUAGCGGAUUAUCUACCUGCGAACAAUUCACCAAGCUUGUACGCAGAGCUAAAAGAUCUAUUCGAAAUCAUCACAGAAAACAACUCACUCACAGGGGUUGUUUCUCCAAUACAGUUUGUGGAAACACUUAAAAAGGAGAAUGUACUCUUUAACACAAUGAUGCACCAAGACGCGCAUGAAUUUUUGAACUUCUUAUUGAACGAGUUAAGCGAUUCUUUAACUAAAUCUUCCGAAAAAAACAGCUCUGCAGAGCCAAACUCUAAUGCAAAUUUUAUUGAAGGACUAUUUAAAGGUACGAUGACCAAUAGGACAAAAUGCUUGACGUGCGAUAACGUUACUUACAGAAACGAACCAUUUCUUGAUUUUCCCAUUGAAGUUCAGGAAGAUUCCGAGACUGACAUCCAAAUGAUACUGUCCGACUUUCACCAAAAAGAGAUGCUCAAUGGAUCUAACAAAUUUUAUUGUGACGAAUGUUGUGGCCUGCAAGAAGCUGAGAGAGUAGUGGGAUUAAAACAAUUACCUUUUUAUCUAGCCUUGCAUCUAAAGAGGUUCAAAUACUCUGAAGAACAGAACUGCAAUAUCAAGCUUUUCAAUAAGAUCCAUUAUCCAGCAUAUCUGAAGGUUUGUUCAACAUUCGACUCAACUGUUUGUAAACAGUACGAGCUGGUAGGUGUUAUAGUACACAUGGGUGGGGGCCCUCACCAUGGUCACUACGUGUCUUUGUGCAAACAUGAGAAGUUUGGCUGGCUUCUUUUUGAUGAUGAAACAGUAGAAUCGGUUACUGAAGGUACUGUUCUCAAGUUUAUUGGCGAUAGAGAUGACUUAACUACCGCUUACCUUUUAUUUUACAAAGACAUGGGUUCUAAGCUAUUGAGUGACACUGAAACACAUAAACAGCAAAAGUUUGCUCAAAAUAUCGAUGACCUCAUCAAGGCCGACGAGCAAAUUAGAAAACGAAGCAUUGCCACCCCCAUAACUGAUCAUUCAUCUGUGUUGGAAGAGGUGCCCGAAGAGCGCAGCUCCUCUAACAAAUCGUUGCCUAAACUUGGCGGCAAAAGGAAAUCGCGAUUAUUUUCUUUCAAACGAUCAUCAAAGGAUUAA